AUGAUGAAUUCUUUCAGCCUGCUAAAGCAAUAUAUCUGGGACUCUUCCCAAAAACCCAUCAAGGAAGAUGUAUUCGAUCCAAAGGUGCACCUCAACUACACCCCGCCUUCAAAGAAAUUUACAAUGCGAGAGUUGCUUCUAAGGCAGAGUCCAGCUGCCUCGCCCAUUGCCGGAACAGUGCCAUUCCCACUGUUGUCAGCCGAGGGAGUCAAAGCCUACCGAAGGGCGUUAUUCCAAGAAGAUGUUAUAGGCAAAUGUGCCAGUUCACCAUUCCCAGGGACAUUGGUUCUCCGUGACGCUGUGAAACAGUCCAAGUUCAUCAAUGACUUUUGGACGCACCCAGAGACAAUGAGGAUUGUGUCCGAAACAGUCGGUGUACCUCUGGAGGUGGCGAUGCCAACGGAGAUAGGACACACCAAUAUACAAGUUGAAGGCACUACUAUCGCACAGAUGGCUAGUAACCUCAAAGUUGAGCCGGCGGUAGAGAAAGUCGAGUUGAGUGACGAGGAACGACACUACGACCCUCUGAAAGACGAUAGUGCUAUCAUUCCGUGGCACCACGACUCAUAUCCUUACGUUUGUGUAUUGAUGCUGAGCGAUACGGACGGUAUGAUCGGAGGCGAGACAUAUAUCAAGAAGGGAGACGGGGAGGUACAGAAGGUUGAGGGGCCUCAGAUUGGUCAUGCCGUCAUGCUCCAAGGCGGCGAAGUCUGUCAUCUGGCUGCCCGCGCGAAAGGUGUGAAGGAGCGGAUAUCAACUAUCACUUCAUACCGUUCGAAAAUGCCAAACGUCUAUGACUCCAGCUAUAUUACCAACGUCCGACCUUAUGCGGAUACAAACUCUCUCUAUCCCGAAUGGACACAAUACCGUCUGCGCAAACUGAGAGAUGAACUUACCCAUCACCUCGACCUGAUGGAGAAAGAAGAAGACCCUGUCCAAGCGAGGAAGGAUAUCCAAAACCUUGUAGACCAGCAGAUCGAUUAUUUACAACGAACCUCUCGACAGAUGGUUGACCCUGAGUAUACUCAGCAAGUUUUGAGGAAGUAUGGCAGGCCGGCAUACUAUGACGCACCUAGUAUUUGGGAGACUGUUCAAUCACUACCGGGAUUUGAGAGACUUGCAUCGGCCGCAGAUGAUGAACGACGUUGGAAGCCGGAGAGUAUCUAUUGGAUGGACCUUUGGAGAUCCAUUGAAACGAUUCGGUUGGGGAAGCCUCUUCACAGUGCUCUCGGAACUGCCGUGCGGGAGAAGACGAAAAGGUAUUACAUGGGGGAUGAACUUCUGCGACAAGGACUUAAUGAGGCAUUCUUGGAUUAUUUGGGAUGCUCGGGUAUCUGGGAACUUUACUGCACCAUUUGA
Molecule: messenger RNA, 1359 nt
Organism: Penicillium mononematosum
Lineage: Eukaryota; Fungi; Ascomycota; Eurotiomycetes; Eurotiales; Aspergillaceae
Exons: 4
Coding region: 1-1359 (452 amino acids)
Source: RefSeq, a predicted model, not a curated record